AUCCAGGCCUGGACCUGAGGAGCUGUCUGCUGCCCAAAUCCCUCUGUUCAGUCUUCUUGUGACUUUGUGACCCGGACCUUUUUGGCUCAGGGCUGCUGAAGCUAUUUCUAGCUUUGCCCUGGCCUGGUUUACUGUCCUACCCCAGUUCCAGGGCGCUGGUGGGGUCUGGUGCCCCCUGCCCCUGAGUGCCAACCCACAGGCCUCAUCCCAGCCACCCAGCACCCCGCUCUAAGGGUGGAGGUGGCCCAGCACAUGGCUUUGAAGGGUUUUAUGUGAUGGCCACUCCCUUGCCAGGUUGUGAUGGGGCCUGGGUGCUCUUCUCAGACUGGCCGAGCGCUUCAGUCAGGACCGGGCAUUCCUGUCGUACUGGCACCCGGAUUGUGAAAGGCCUGCGGGGAACUUGGCUCUUCUCUUUGCUGCUGCUCUGGGGCCCACACCCUGCCUGCCUUCUGCUCAGCCGCCAGCAACAAGCUUUCCCGGGAGCUCCCCUCCUCUGAAUUGGGGUGGCAACACAGGGCAGGGUAGAGGAGGCCUGGAUGGCGAUGGCUGGAGAGUGUGGGUCUUCCAGGGAUCUGGGGCAGGGUGUCAAGGCCCCACCACAGUGGUGUCUGUGGCUCUAGUGUAGGUUUCAGGCACCUCAUUUCCUGGACAGGUGGCCGGUCCAGUAGUGGGUGUGGGGCUUGGGUGGAGCAGAGGAGAUGGGUGGGAGGGACCCGGGAGGAGCUCCGGGUCAGCUGUGAUACCGCUGGCUCUGGGUUAAAACUUUGACAGUCCUUGGUCCUGCUCCAUCAUUCCUGCUCCUGAGGACUCAGCCUCAUGGCUCUGGCAAAGGCGCCUGGGACCUGCCUGCUCACGGUCCGUGUGCUGCAGGCGCGUGGCCUGCCCUCCAAGGACCUAGUGACCCCCUCUGACUGCUACGUUACCCUGUGGCUGCCCACGGCCUCCAGCAACAGGCUGCAGACACGCACGGUCAAGAACAGCAGAAGCCCCGUCUGGAACCAGAGCUUUCACUUCCGAAUCCACAGCCAGCUCAAGAACAUCGUGGAACUGAAAGUCUUUGACCAGGACCUGUUGACCAAAGACGACCCCGUGUUGUCAGUGCUGUUUGACGCGGGGACGCUGCGGGUUGGGGAGUUGCGGCGUGAGAGCUUUUCACUGAGCCCUCAGGGUGAGGAGCGGCUAGAAGUUGAAUUUCGGCUGCAGAGUCUGGCAGACCAAGCUGAGCAGCUCGCCAGCAAUGGCAUCCUGGUGGCCCGGGAACUCUCCUGCUUGCACGUUCAACUGGAGGAGACAGGGGACCAGAAGGGGUCAGAGCGAGGAGUUGAGCUUGUGCUUCCUGGGUCCUUUGAGGGUGCACAGGAGGCCUCGGUGGGCACCAGCUCCUUCUGCUUCCAUUGCCCGGCCUUCUGGGAGCAAGAGCUGGGUAUCCAUCUGCAGGAUGCCCCCCAGGAACAACUGAAGGUGCCACUGCAGGCGCUGCCCUCCGGCCAGGUGGUGAGGCUCGUCUUCCCCACGUCCCAGGAGCCCCUGAUGAGGGUGGAGCUGAGAAAAGAAGAAGGACCCCAGGAGCUGGCCGUGCGGCUGGGCUGCGGGCCCUGUGCCGAGGAGCAGGCCUUCCUGAGCAGGAGGAAGCAGGUGGUGGCCGCGGCCCUGAAGCAGGUCCUGCAGCUGGACAGAGACCUGCACGAGGACGAGAUCCCAGUGGUAGCUGUAAUGGCCACUGGUGGUGGGAUCCGGGCAAUGACUUCCCUGUACGGGCAGCUGGCCGGCCUGAAGGAGCUGGGCCUCCUGGAUUGCAUCUCCUAUGUCACAGGGGCCUCGGGCUCCACCUGGGCCUUGGCCAACCUCUAUGAGGACCCAGAGUGGUCUCAGAAGGACCUGGCAGGGCCCACUGAGUUGCUGAAGACCCAGGUGACCAAGAGCAAGCUGGGGGUGCUGGCCCCGAGCCAGCUGCGGCGGUACCAGCAGGAGCUGGCUGAGCGUGCCCGCCUGGGCCACCCCACCUGCUUCACCAACCUGUGGGCCCUCAUCAACGAGGCGCUGCUGCACGAUGAGCCCCAUGACUACAAACUCUCCGAUCAGCGGGAGGCCCUGAGUCGUGGCCAGAACCCUCUGCCCAUCUACUGUGCCCUCAACACCAAGGGGCAGAGCCUGACCACCUUUGAAUUUGGGGAGUGGUGCGAGUUCUCCCCCUAUGAGGUCGGCUUCCCCAAGUACGGGGCCUUCAUCCCCUCUGAGCUCUUUGGCUCCGAGUUCUUCAUGGGGCGGCUGAUGAAGAGGCUUCCCGAGUCCCGCAUCUGCUUUCUGGAAGGUAUCUGGAGCAACCUGUAUGCAGCCAACCUUCAGGACAGCUUGUACUGGGCCUCAGAGCCCAGUCAGUUCUGGGACCGCUGGGCCCACAGUCAGGCCAGCCUGGACAAGGAACAGGUCCCCCUUCUGAAGAUAGAGGAGCCACCCACAACAGCCGGCAGGAUAGCUGACUUUUUCACCGACCUUCUGACGAGGCGCCCACUUCCCCAGGCUACCCACAAUUUCCUGCGUGGCCUCCAGUUCCACAAAGACUAUUUCCAGCAUCCAAACUUCUCCACCUGGAAAGCCACCAAACUGGAUGGGCUCCCCAACCAGCUGACACCCGCGGAGCCCUACCUUUGCCUGCUGGAUGUCGGCUACCUUGUCAACACCAGCUGCCCGCCCCUCCUGCAGCCCACUCGGGACGUGGACCUCAUCCUGUCGCUGGACUACAACCUCCAUGGAGCCUUUCAGCAGCUGCAGCUCCUGGGCCGGUUCUGCCAGGAGCAGGGGAUCCCCUUCCCGCCCAUCUCACCCAGCCCGGAAGAGCAGCGGCAGCCACGGGAGUGCCACACCUUCUCCGACCCCACCCGCCCUGAAGCCCCUGUGGUGCUGCACUUCCCCCUGGUCAACGACUCCUUCCGGGAACACUCGGCCCCUGGGGUCCGGCGGACACCCGAGGAGGCAGCAGCUGGGGAGGUGAACCUGUCUUCAUCCAACUCCCCCUACCACUACACAAAGGUGACUUACAGCCAGGAGGAUGUGGACAAGCUGCUGGGCUUGGCGCAUUACAACAUCUGCAACAACCGGGGGCAGCUGCUGGCGGCCCUGCGCCAGGCUGUGCGGCGGAGGCAGCAGCGCAGGCGCGAGUGACAGUGCAGGGGAGGCGCCCGGCCCCACCGCCCUUGCCUCCUUCAGGCUCGUUCCCGUCAUCUCCACGUGUUCCAGUCACAGUGCCACCGAAGUAUGUGCCCAGAACUGCCCAGAGGCGGCGCUGAGGGUAGCAGUGGGAAGGAGGCUGGAGCCCAGGGCAGUACUGACCUCACUUACACAAGCACUCCAUGGCCUGUGACUGUCUUGCCUUCUGUGCUACUUUGCAUAGUGCACAAAGUGAGAUGGAGCCCUGUAUGCAUUACACAGACUCAGCUGUGAGGCACUGAGGUCAUGUCAUUCCAAGCUCUCGGUUAUACAUUGCAAGGACUGGUUUAAAAAACAAAAUGAAACAGCAAAAAGUCUCGCCCGGUACCUUA
Lemur catta (Ring-tailed lemur) is the source of this 3539-nucleotide messenger RNA. RefSeq names its product phospholipase A2 group IVB (gene PLA2G4B). The coding region runs from base 817 to 3162 and encodes 781 amino acids. Gene Ontology annotation, molecular function: calcium-dependent phospholipid binding; calcium ion binding. NCBI's taxonomy places the organism in Eukaryota, Metazoa, Chordata, Mammalia, Primates, Lemuridae. The transcript is spliced from 20 exons. Gene Ontology annotation, cellular component: cytosol. Gene Ontology annotation, biological process: glycerophospholipid catabolic process. The record is from RefSeq and is a predicted model, not a curated record.